UCUAUUUUAAGUAGCACUCCAAAGUUUCUUACAUUUUGUAGAAAAUAAUAUGCAAAAGUAUUUUUAAAGAAGUUCAAGUAACUUAAAAAUAGUAACAAACUGUAGAAAUAUUAUCUCAACUGAAUCAAGGAAGCUGAUAAACUGUUAUUUUCAGUCCUGUUAAAGGUUAUUCGUGAUCAGACUCCAAGGAAUUAGCAGUGACAGUCACUACUUAGCUCUGUUGUUCGUGCACUGCAGAUCUCAGUGGGUACUGAGACUCUGUCAAUACCCAGACACAAAGGGUUGAACUCAAAAGAAAAGCAGCUCUUUAAAGAUCAGUUCCUUUGCUCUGGUGAUUUUAAGCGGAGCCCUUCACGCCAGCAGCCCGUUGAUUUUUAAGAAAGGCCAUCUGGUGUGGGCCACUACAAUGAACAGUGGGCUCAGUGUGCUGGGGCAGCAGGAGGAGCUGCUCCCUGGGCACUGCUGGGAAUGCCCAGUGUGUCUGUGCCCGUCCUGCCCGGCCGGAGCCUCGGCCCCAGCGGGCUCAACAAAACAGGCUUGGCUUUCUAGUUCCCCUUGGUAAAGUGUGCUACAAAGGAUCAGUCCUGACUCCUACCAGGAACAGAUAAAAACUCCCACUGAGCUGGAGCUGAUUACUAAGAUGGUUGGGAUAUUUUGGAGAAUUAUUUUAUAGUAUGGGUGAACUGCAAAGUUAAAGACACAGAUCUUCUGCUGCUCUUUUGCCAUGUAAGGAGUGACCUCCUCACACAGGUGUGUCACUGCUUUCCCCUGCCCUGGUCACACACCAGGCACGUCAUUUCUCUUCCCAGAGUCCCUCAGCAAUUCCAAGUGCUGCCAUCUGGAUUUUGCAAGAUAGGAAGUUCACCCCUCUGGUUUCUGGGAGUGAACAGAUCCCAUUCUUUGGUAGGUGUGUAAGCUUCUGACUAUGAGAAAAGCAAACACUGUCUGGAGUAUUUCAGAAUUACCAAAUUUUACACACACAGACAGAUACACUUUGUUACCUUUAAAAACAAAUUUGUUCAAGAACAAAUAUACUUAUAAAAUUAACACUGUUCCUUUUGGUCAUUCUCUGUAGUAUUCAUAUCUGAAACCAAUAGAGUCUGCAACAUUCAAAGGAAAUAUUCUGAUAUGUUACUAGAGGCCCUGGAUGGGACACCAGCCUUAAUCUCUGCACAUCUCGGGUGCAGUCUGGCCCAAGCAGCAGCAGUGGGUGGGUCACAGCUUGGCUGAUUCCUUGCUGCUAUUUUGAGAGUUUUAUCUCAAUAUCAGACCCAUCAGUAUCAGAAACUAUCAGUUUCCUGCCCUGCAGACAAAUUCAACAAGUACAAAUUUGAAUACCACACAAAUGUGAAACAGAAUAUAUUAAUGGUUAAUCUCAUUGGCAUAAUUAUCUGAGACAUUUUAAAGAAAAUGUCACAAUCUGUAGCAUGUUUGGAAGAAAAAUGCAAGUACGUUUAUGGUAAAUAGCUUUUUGUACAAAAAGGCAGAAAAAUUGGAGAACAGAGAUUUUCCUGGGCAUUUUAAAGUACUCCAGACAGCUGUGCUAGAAAAUAGAAACAGUUCACAAAAGCUACUGCUGUCACAGGAAUGUUUUGGGUGGAAGUUUUCCCCUUGCCCAUCCCUACCAGCAUGGUUCCAUUGCCCAUGCCCAGGGCAAUGCAGGGGGCAGGGAAGCAGUAAACCUGCCGUGGUUUACUCCAUCCCCUGUGCAGAAGUGAGGAGUGAGGAGCUCAGAGUGUAACAUGGCCAGUGCUGGAGAGGAGGAACUGCCAGAGGCUGCCCCGACACCACCGGGCAGGGGGGGACUAACUAGGAAGAUGAAGACAAAGAGAUGCACUAACCCAGGCUUGGCCUUCCCUGUCACGCUGAUCUUCUCCCUGUGUUUGCAAAUGAGCGCGAACCACAACGGUUCCCUUCGGGUUAGAGAGGAAACCUGGAAUCCCAUCAGCCAGAACCUCAGUGGGAGCCAGAACAGAACAGAAGCCAAUACAAAUUCUCCUCUGAGCAUCAAUUUCAGCAGCAAAAUGACUACCUUUGAAAUGCAAAGUACCCUGCAGUCCUUCUCCUUCACAAUGGCCCAAAAUCCAACAUCUUCCCCUGCCACCAGUGCAGUUUCUGCCACUGCAGGACCCAGGAAUAUCAGCAAACCCAAGAGUCCAGUGACCAAAGAAACAUGUGAAGACAGUAAGUCUCUUGUACUGAUCUGCUUCAUUAUCAUUGCAGUACUUGUGCUUAUCUGCACCUUCCUGUUUCUGUCCACAGUGGUAAUAGCAAAUAAACUGUCCUAUCUCAAAAAAACCCAGCAGGGGAAACGCAGGCCCAGGAGCAACGGGGACAUUGUGGCCACCAGCAGCUUAUGGCCAAUGGCAGCAGGAACGUGGCAGAGGAUGCCCAGGGAGACAGCUGGAACUGAGCUGACAAUGCAGGACUUGCUCUCAGGGAGGGACACAGGGAACAGAAGGAAAACUGAAGAUGAAACUACUGAGAAACUCACUACAGCAACAGACAAUGCACAGGAAAACAAAGAACUAUCCCAGUCACACAAACCCAUUUUAACCAAUUUUGUAGUUGAGAUUUAAUUCACACUCCAGUAAAAAUUCAUCUUCUGCCCUUUUUAUGCCAUUAAUGUGAGGCAAAACCUCAGCUUUUAAGAAACAACAUGAAUUUUCCCCCGGGAAAGCUGAAUUCAGAUUUUAGGUUUUUUUCUUUAUGCCAGUGGGAAUGCUGGAGCCACGUGUGGAUCUAGAAAGGAAUAAGACUGUGUUAAACAGCUUUCUGUACUGAGUGUCACGGCUGGUUUUACUCCUUGGACCAGAAAUCCCUGUGACAGGAGCUGAAGGGGAUAAAACAAAGGGACAGAAUCUGCCCGUGCUCAGGGCAGAAAGGAACAGACUGUUAGUCUGAUAAUGCACCCAAGCAUGAGACACAGGUAUAACCAAGUAGCUUUUUUAAGAAAACCAUACAUCAGUCACAACUUCAACCACUGAAUCAGGAUCUAGUCCCUCUCAACAUGUCCUUUUGGGUUUUUCCAUCAAGAACUUCUUAAACCAGCUUAAUUUCUUUGGAACCAGACUGAGAUUCAAACCAUAUCUAUUGUGUUUCCAUGCUGUGUAUGAAGAGAUGAAGUUUGUGCUAUUUGUUAGAAUAUGAGAACUGUUUCAAUUUAUCCCAAUAAACUUGCAACAUCCAUUUUUAAAGAACUUGACUUAUGUGAUACUAUUUCUCUAAGUCAAAAUAUUAGAAAAAAAUAGGACACCAGGCAUUUUGGAAUUUCCUGUAACAUUAGCUGAGCUAGGUAAAGGUCUCUGAUGACUCGCUGUGAUUUCUUGCAUCACAGAAACACACUCUACUUUCUCCUAACACCAAUUAAAACAUGCCAAAAAUUUAUUAAAACCACAAGAACUUUCAGUUUCUUUAUUCUCAGAGAGAUCUGAUUUCCCCAUAAUUCCAGGCAGAUGCCUCUGUCUGGUCUCCCUGCAGCAGAGCUUUGCUGUUUUAAGGAAACACGAGAAGCUUUUCACAGGCUACUUCUUGGAAGAAGAUCUGUUGCCCCACGGUUACUGAGCCUGCACGGUGUCAAAGCUCCCAACAGCCUGGGCAGCUGUGACAGUUCUGACACAUGAGGUGGUUGUAUGAAUGUGAAAGAAUCAGGACAUGACCAAAUCCCCAACCCCACUCCAUCAGAUCACCAGAAACUGCUGAACAGGCAGGUGGAGGAGCAGCAGAGAGGCAGCACCACAGCACAUGGAGCCAGGAGAGAGCUCAGAGAAUGCAACUGCCCAGCUCAGGAAAAUGAAGGACUUCACAUGCUUAGCCUAGAACUGGGAGUCAUUAGAAAAUAAGUUCAUUGGACAUGGGAAGAAAAAACAUCCAUAGGGCAAAGUCCCACAGAUCUCCCUAAACCACCAAUUCAGACCCAAGAGCUCCAAGAGAGGAGUCCAGCCACAAGUGGAAUGGGAGGGCACAGGAUUAUGUCAGGCAACUCCAAAACAUGAGGAGAAAGGUCAGGAGAAGAAUAAAGGGACAAAGACAGAUCAGUGAUGACAACCUAGGACCCAGAGGACAAACAGAACAUCCCACAGGGGUGACAAAGAGCUGAAGGGCAGGGCUGGGGAUGCUGCACUGCAGUCACAGGUGGCAGCAGCAGAGGCUGUGCAAGGACUAAAAAAAGACUGAGACAGCCAAUGUGAGAAUGUGCCCUGGAGUAAAACUGCUCCCAUCCAGGAAGGCAAGAGAACUGACCCAGGAGAACAGAGGUAGCCAAGAACACAGGAACAGCCAGGGCAGAUGGGGAGGGACUGAAAAGAAUGGGAUGAGACAAUGGAAUCAGACAGGAAACACUGAGUUACAGUGUGGGCAUGGGAUCAGGAUGUGUGUUUGCUGCAGAAACAGGGACAGCCUCAAAAAGAGAAGCAGUGCAAGCAGAAGGGAGGUACAACAGGAAAGGCAGGAGGAGAUGAAGAAGCUGUGGAGCAAUCCGUCAGCAGCCACUGGAGGAACACACUUGCAAAAUGUCAUGACAUAUUUGGUGUGGGCUUCUUUUCACCAGGCAGCCUUUCCAGGCAAAAAUGGUCAAGGAGACAAAAGAAAGUAGUUCAAGUUACACUCCGUGGUAUGGACAAGAGAGUGGGAAGCAGCUGCUCAGAGCACAGCCCCCCAUUAACGAUGGCAGCAGGUACCAACAUGGUCCAGGCAGAAAACUAACAGAGUGGGGGACAGGCUGAGUGUGACUGGAGUUCAUCUGCCUCUAAAUACAACCACACAACUGAAAAUGUGUAAGCAGCCAGCACCCCAUGAUCAGACAGUGCUCCAUGACUCACUGCCCAAGGCUGGCUUUCCACUAAUAAUCCCAAGGGCACCAAACCCACCACUGAAACUACAUCAGUGACUCCAACUCAGCCCAAAUUUGCAUAGGGUUUGACUCAGAAGAAACUGUAACUAUUUCCUACAAAGACAGGCAAAGGAGUAUUUAUGAAUUUCCACACACGUGGCCAAAGCCCCUGACACAUGCUGCAGCAGUCCCGAGCAGCAGAGCAGAGCGGUUUGCUCGUGGCACACGCCAUCUCUGCGCUGAGACCCCGCGAGCUCCCGCUCCCCACGCUUCCUGCGGCGAGGGUUGGCCAACUUCCUCUCAGCUGCACCAGCCCCAGCAUGAAAGGGGCCAUUUUAGGCAGCUCAGCUCUGAGCACGCUCUCUGUCCUCCUGAGGCUUCAAACAACACAGUAAGACGAUGCUUGCUUGAGAGAAGAUAAAUGUACAGGUAAGGAUCGACUUCAGCAGGGAAAAGCUCAGUAUUUGUAUUAUUUGGGUUGAAAUGGAGCUGCACCGUGCCCAGCACCGUGCACAGCCCAGCUCCAGGGUGUGUGCACAGCUCUUGUUGAAUGUCUGUAUCUUAAAAGCACGAGGGUUUCAAAUAUGUUGUUUGGGGAUGUUACUAUGAAUUACCAUGAAGUCUACAUCUAACUAUUAUUUGCCUCUCUUUUGAAAAGAGGUGAGCAGAAUAAAAAUUCAAUUGAACCAUUUUAACCUGUAACAAACCUGACAGAGUUCAG
Pseudopipra pipra is the source of this 5552-nucleotide messenger RNA. RefSeq names its product ecotropic viral integration site 2A (gene EVI2A). NCBI's taxonomy places the organism in Eukaryota, Metazoa, Chordata, Aves, Passeriformes, Pipridae. The transcript is spliced from 2 exons. Gene Ontology annotation, cellular component: membrane. The coding region runs from base 1743 to 2579 and encodes 278 amino acids. The record is from RefSeq and is a predicted model, not a curated record.